CCGGUCAACGUCAGUGACAGAGUGAGUCUGCCGAAAUGGCGCCCGGACACGGCAAUGGAGCAUCCAGACCACAAUCUUCGACUGGUCUAAAGAACCGUAUGCAGCCGACCCGCAUCCAGCCUACCCGCGCCGCAAAGAGGAAAACUGCCGAACGGGUCCAACCGUGCAAGAAAAAGGCACCGACACCAGCCCCAAUCCAAACACAGGUCACGGAAACCGCCAACUCCAACCCAGAAACAGAAGGUGGCUACGCCCCGGCCGCGUACGACUGGGGCCAGCCUCUCAGCCAUAACUGGAACCCGGCGCAGGACCAGGCCGAACGCUCGUCUUUGGGCUUGAGUAGUACACGUAACGCCCAACCCCAGCCCCAAGGGCCGCCACUCCAACCGCAAAUCCAGACUCGCGGCCUUAGCUCUCCGGCCACCGCAUCUACGCCGGCCCCGGAUGAGGACGUGCAGCCGCGUAGGACUCGGGCGGGAAAUGCGGUGCGUAGGCGCGAGGAGAUGAGCAGGAGGGCGGCGAUCGCGGGGUACGCGACUGAGGCAAAAAUGGAGAUUAGUCCCACGUUGGGGCAGUGGCGUACAUGGGCUCCGGUUUCGGGGGAGACCUGCCAGUGAAAGUUUCACCACGUGCGUUCCUGCUACGUAUGUAAAGGCACGUCACAUUGCCGUUGGUUUCCUUAGUCAGUCGAGGACGGCCAAAUAACUGUCUUCUUCAGUCGUUCGGCGGCGGAUGCUACAAAUUUGCGACUCAUGAAAACCGGAUCGCAGAAGAUAGGAUAUCGGGGGGUAGUGCUUUCGUAAGAUGACAGCACCCUAUGGCAGACCCUCGUGCAGUCAGCUCAAAA
Messenger RNA from Chaetomium strumarium, 847 nucleotides. RefSeq lists its product as uncharacterized. The record is from RefSeq and is a predicted model, not a curated record. The coding region runs from base 36 to 617 and encodes 193 amino acids. The transcript has a single exon. Lineage: Eukaryota; Fungi; Ascomycota; Sordariomycetes; Sordariales; Chaetomiaceae.